This is a messenger RNA of Colletotrichum higginsianum IMI 349063, 1359 nucleotides long. Its product is annotated as D-sorbose. The record is from RefSeq and is a predicted model, not a curated record. NCBI's taxonomy places the organism in Eukaryota, Fungi, Ascomycota, Sordariomycetes, Glomerellales, Glomerellaceae. Bases 1 to 1359 code for a protein of 452 amino acids. The transcript is spliced from 5 exons.
AUGAAGUUCAAGGUGUCGCUUGGUGUAUCGCGCGCAUCGUGUGAGCCAGGACGGACCAACGAACCACCUCGAGCCCCUCAAUGUCAUCCAACUGAUACCGAUGUUAUUAAGUGCGUCGACCAUCCUUCUUUCAAGGUAUCCGGACGUCGACGCAACAUCGUUUGGCAGAGUGCGGCGAAACAAUACGCCGAUGUCCCGCGUACCAGAGGGGGAUGGAAAAUGCCAACGACGUUUGAGCACGCGCGCGCGCCCCCAUUGUCCCAACACCAAACCAACAUUGGUGGUAGCACCGUUUCUCACGAUUCAGAGAGUGUGCGUAGAACCAAGGGGAUAAUCGCGGACGUGGCCGGCAACCCCGCCUUCCAGCGAGUCGCCUGGGGCAUCUCACACAUCGAGGACGAGCCAUACAUGAUGGCGCCCGGAAUGGACCACCUCAUACUAGUUGGAGCAUGCUACGUCGACACAGUCAUGAGCGUUCCUCACUUCCCUGAAGAGGACUCAAAGUUACGAGCAUCGAGCCUGCGUGUCCGUCGGGGAGGCAACUGCCCCAACACGGUCGAAGUCCUCCAGCAGCUCAUUGCCGAGGAUCCGCCCAAGUCACCCCCCUCGAGGCCCCUGCGAAUACAUCUCGUCUCUCCUUUGCCGGAACGUCAAUCGCAGGCAACAGCCCAGAUCGUUGCCUCGCUCUGUCCUACAACCGGGGACGCCUCGCAGCCAAAGGACGAGGACGACGGCCCGCCGGCAGUCAGCUUCGAUCACUGUCUCUUCCGCAAGGGCCACCAGGCGCCAGCGAGCAGCUACAUCCUCCGUAGCGAGGCGGCGGGCACCCGGACCAUCGUCAACCACAAUAGUCUGCCCGAGAUGACGGCCGAUGAGUUCCUGCGCGUCGCCGAGGCGUUCAAGGGCCGCGGGCGUACAUGGUGGCAUUUCGAGGGGCGGAUCCCGGAGACAACGCUUAAGUGCAUUCGCCUGCUGAGGCGGGUGCUGGACGACGUGACCAUCAGCGUCGAGGUCGAGAAACCCGGACGGCCGGGGUUGAGAGAGCUCGCCGCCGAGGCGGAGGUUGUCUUCUACUCCAAAAGCUGGGCCGAGGACUGUGGGUAUACAUCCGCUGAAGCCUGCCUGAGGAGCGAGAUCCUGCCGCAAGCCUCGGUAGGUGCGGGAGAUACGUUCGUGGCAGGCAUGCUUUACGGGCUGAUAUGCCAGUCCGACACUUGGGACACGGCCGACAAGUUGGGCUACGCAGUCGAGCUGGCUACGCUCAAGGUCCAGCGGGAGGGGUUCGGUGGGCUGGGAAAUGACAUACAAAGUCGUGUUGGCGGUGGGUCGUCCGUAUCGGAUCAGGCCAGGCGCCGUUGA